AUGACCAUGACAUUGCUGCAGACUGUGGGGCUGGUGGGCAUUGUCAAGAUGAAGUGGCCAGAGUAUAUGGAACCCUUGAUGGACUUCGCUUCACUUUUCAUGUUGGAUUUGCGGGCUUUGAAUUUGAGCUGUUGGGGCUUCAAACCUUUCAUGUCCUACAUCAACAGUGUACUUCUUUGGCCAGGAGCCUUGCUUUGGCUGUCUCUUUGCGGAGCAAUUUCCCGGCUUCUGCCUCUCAAGUAUCACUUUGAAAGGGCCAAGGCUCUUAGCACCGGCGGGCAGAUCUUUCAAAUCGGCUUCACCAUUAUGUCCAAAACGGCUUUGCUGCCCUUCAUGUGUUACACUCAUCCAAACGGCAAGUCGAGCGUGCUGGAACUGAGUGAUGUGAUUUGCUGGGAAUCCGAAGAACACAUCAUCAUGGUGAUCUUCGGGGUGUCCAUGGUGGCUGUCAUGUGCAGCUACUGGGUUUUCUUGCUGUUCCUCACAUGCAUUGCCCCGGCGAAGUCAAAAGAUGAUGAUGGCACUUUCUUCAAGACCAGCCGGUUUCUACGGCACCAUGGCUUGGGCUGCGUGGCUGCGGACGGCAUCACCUUUGCCGCACGUAGUGUUCAUUUCCUCUUCAAGUUGGACUGGCUGCACAUUGGGGUUCGUUUCCCCUUCAGUUCUGGAACAUGUGUUACUCACAAGGGAGGUGUUUUUCCCCAAGCACCGGUGCAACUCUUCGUGAUGACUGCGGUCUUGGAGACUCGGCAUAUGGAAGAUGGCUCGGUUAUGAGCAUGCUACUCAUUUUGCUUCUGUCAGUUGCCUCGGCAUUCUCGGCGUUGGCAGGCGUGCUCCUUGCAAGUCUCUACUCAGUGACGUUUAUUUUGCUGGUUAUGGUCUUGACUGCCUUCUUUCACCGCGCUGCCAUGGGAAGUCAUGAUGAACUGGCCGUUUUGACGCUUGGCAAACCUCCAUCAACCACUGCCCUGCUUCAAGGGUUGAGUGCCCUAUGCGAGGCAAUUGAGGAGGUGGACGUCGAAUUCUUGGUCCAAACCAUUGAUGAAUUCAACGUCUACGACCGAAGGAUGUUGGCCAACGUGUUGACCACCGUGGCACCAUACUUUGACAAUGACCAACGUAUGCGCUUACUGAACCAGAUGCGCAUCUCAUCGGUCUCAUUGUCCACUUACACCAGUGAGAGGGACAGCCGAAACCGUAUCUCCAGCUCCACGGCUCGAUCGGAUCGCACCAACUCAGAUGACAAGGGUGGCGACAUGUUCAAUAGCUCGAUAGCAGAUCACAGCCGGAAUGCCAAUGUCGAAGAGGAGCCAGAAAAGGGGGUCGAAGAGGUGCGGCUCUCAGUCCCUGUUCAAGACCCGGAGGAACGCGAGCAACGCUCAGCGCCCUCAUUUGAGGCCCACAAUCGAGUCCAUUUUGCUGAAACUUUCAGGACAAUGGAGAUCUGA
Molecule: messenger RNA, 1449 nt
Organism: Cladocopium goreaui
Lineage: Eukaryota; Dinophyceae; Suessiales; Symbiodiniaceae
Source: the annotation of a GenBank genome assembly